This is a messenger RNA of Gavia stellata (red-throated loon), 669 nucleotides long. It is a transcript of the gene LHFPL5, whose product is annotated as LHFPL tetraspan subfamily member 5. The coding region runs from base 1 to 669 and encodes 222 amino acids. The transcript has 2 exons. Gene Ontology annotation, cellular component: plasma membrane. Lineage: Eukaryota; Metazoa; Chordata; Aves; Gaviiformes; Gaviidae. The record is from RefSeq and is a predicted model, not a curated record. Gene Ontology annotation, biological process: sensory perception of sound; detection of mechanical stimulus involved in sensory perception.
AUGCCCAAGCUGCUGCCGGCGCAGGAGGCGGCACGGAUCUACCACACCAACUACGUGCGGAACGCGCGGGCCAUGGGGGUGCUCUGGGCCCUCUUCACCCUCUGCUUCUCCAUCCUGAUGGUGGUGACCUUCAUUCAGCCGUACUGGAUCGGCGACAGCAUCGACACGCCGCAGGCCGGCUACUUCGGCCUCUUCUCCUACUGCAUCGGCAACGCGCUCACCGGCGAGCUCAUCUGCAAGGGCAGCCCCCUCGACUUCGGCACCAUCCCCUCCAGCGCCUUCAAAACGGCCAUGUUCUUCAUAGGCAUCUCCACCUUCCUCAUCAUCGGCUCCAUCCUCUGCUUCAGCCUCUUCUUCUUCUGCAACGCGGCCACCGUCUAUAAAGUCUGCGCCUGGAUGCAGCUGGCGGCAGCUACCGGGCUGAUGAUCGGCUGCCUGAUCUACCCCGAUGGCUGGGACUCGAUCGAGGUGAAGCGCAUGUGUGGGGACAAGACAGACAAGUACACGCUGGGCGCCUGCACCGUGCGCUGGGCGUACAUCCUCUGCAUCAUCGGCAUCCUCGACGCUCUCAUACUCUCCUUCCUGGCCUUUGUGUUGGGGAACCGGCAGGACAACCUUCUCCCGUCUGAUUUUAAAGUGGAAACAAAAGGUAAAGGCAGCUGGGGCUGA